Molecule: messenger RNA, 3359 nt
Organism: Coregonus sp. 'balchen'
Lineage: Eukaryota; Metazoa; Chordata; Actinopteri; Salmoniformes; Salmonidae
Source: the annotation of a GenBank genome assembly
AUGGCAGAGAUGGAAGACGGUGAAGAGCCGGGUUUAGUUCACUCUCACAGCUCUACUUCUGGGUCAAAAUCGAGUAGUGACAAGAUGUUUUCUCUCAAGAAAUGGAAUGCUGUGGCAAUGUGGAGCUGGGAUGUGGAGUGCGAUACAUGCGCCAUUUGUAGGGUGCAAGUUAUGGGUAAGUUUGUUUGAAUCAGUGAUUUAGCUAGUCAGCUACCGUAACAGUAGUAUACCCAUAGCCAACUCUUGAUGUGCAUUAAGCUAGCGAACAACAACAAGAUAAAUACAGUAGCUUAGUGGUCAGACAGUCACCUAAGCUGAUUAAGAGAUGACCGUCAUCAUGGGCAGACCGAGAAUGCUUCCUAGUUGGAUAGCUUAGCUUGCUAGCUACCAAAUAGAAAACUAACGUUAGCUAGCUACCUAACUAAUAUAGCUAACGUUAGGAGGUUAACGUUAGAAUUCAGAAAACAUGGCUCAAGUCAUUGCAAGGAGUCAAGUUAGCUACAGUAACUAGCUAACCUCGCCUGGGAGGACGGAAUUGCUAUCAAAUUAGACAGCUGUAUCAGUCCAUUUGUCACCAUACAGGAAUGGUCAGCGACAGCUGUGCGCUAGUUUAGUUAGCAAAGUUUCCUUGAUAUGUACCUUCUCUCCACAGAUGCAUGUUUGCGGUGUCAGGCUGAAAAUAAACAAGAGGACUGUGUCGGUAAGCCACUUUAAACGUCUUAGCCCAACAUUAAUAAAGCCCCAAAGACACCAGACAGUAUAAUUUUGUGUUAUCAGACCAGCGGUAGGUAUGACCCUGGGUCUGCUCCAGUGUUUGGGAAACCUGGAUACUAAUGUUAUAGAUCCUGAACCUGGCCACAACUCCUACUGGUCUCACAGCAGGAGAUGUGUAUGUGACAGAUAUACCUGGGUUCCUAGUCUGGUAUAUGGGGUUACAAUUUGAAAACGGCAAGCUAUCUUAACAUUGGUAAAGCAGAGUUUGUCCUGUGUAUGCUGAACACAACGCUAGCGUUAAGUGCGCUCGCCUUGCAAAAUAUAUGUUUAUUCGAUGAGGUUUAACGGCGGUUGGCAUCAAUUUGUUGCAUUACCGCCACCUACUAUACUGGAGUACAACUCCCUUAUAUUUUGAUUGAAAAAUAAAAUUAAGAAAUAACACUACACUCACAAAUGCAAAAAUAUUAUUAAUAAUUAACACCACCCUACUCCACUAUUUAAAUAUAUUCAUUCCUACCUCAUGCCCUCAACCUGAAAUGAUGGGACAUCACCACUUAACACUCCCUGUAACUCUUCUGAUGUCAAGUCUCGCACACCCAAAUACCUCUCUGCAGCUGCCACCACAACCUCAAUUUUCUUUGACUUAUGUUCCAUCCCUGCAGUACAAUUAAUAACCAUUGCUAAAAAUGCUAAAAAUCCAAUCUUACUGAAACAUAUAUCACUUGUUGCCUAUCCCUCUGUACUGGUACAUAGCCACUACUCUCACCACUCCUCCCCCUUGACCCAUCUUUCUCUACUUUCUUCACUGCCUCAGCAUAUGACUUCUUCACUACUCUUACUCUGGAAACCUCAACCUGCCUCUUUCGCACAGGACAUUUCUGAUCCCCAGCCCCAUGGGCACCCCUACAAUUAGCACAUACCACUACUUUCCCCAAUGCUACACAUUCCUUUGUCUCAUGCCCUUCUGCACACUUCUCACACCUUGGAACCUCCCUCCUACACACUGCUGCCACAUGCCCAUAAGUUUGACACCUGUAACAUCGUAAUCCAUUCGGCACAUAAGCUCGUACAGGAUAACUUAUAUAUCCUAACUUCACUUUGUCAGGCAAAGUCACGCACCAAACGACGAGCAUCACAAACACCGGGAAUCUUCCCCUUCAGUUGGUCAACUUUUACAUUUACUGCUAGCCCAGUAAUCACUCCUUUAAAUGGCACCCUUUUCUUGAGCGCGAAACAAUUCACAAUUCUUUCCCCCAUUUGUUUAACUCUGAGCGCCUUCUCCCUAUGACCAACAGAAACACAAACAAUUAUCACUAGACCACUUCUGGUUACCCUCACCGAUUCCACUAUACCCAACGCUUUUUUCACCCAUCCUGAAAUCACAAAUGGAUCAGCCAAAAGCCAAGGGUCCAUUUUUCCAAAAACUUCACUCCUACUGUCACAGACUCAUCUUUAUCCUGACCCUCUGUGCAAGCCUCGGGCUCCGAGUACUUCACCACACCUACCACCUCCAAUACUUCACCCUCAUUCACUUCCAUUUCUCCUCCUGUCUUCAGCUUACUUUGCUUACAUUUUCUACCAUUCUUCUUUAACAAACCUUCUCCCUUUUUUCUGCCAUUUUUUACCGACUCAAGCUCACAGUCUUCCUCCCUCUCUCUCUCUUAGACCUCCUCUGCCUCUCUUUUUCCCUCCAUUCCUCCUCCGUCAUCCAAGUAUACGUCUCCUUAUGAUAAUACUGCACUUCUCCUAACAUACAUCUGUUUCUUGCUUUCUCAAGGGACGCCAUUUACCGGAACUCAAAAUAAAUGUACACGUUAUUCAAUCGUUUCAUCCAAACUGCUCGCUCUCGUCUGCGUAGCCAGGCGCUAAAAUAGAACUUGGUUCUAUUUUGGAUGCUUGACGCGCUGCAAGUCCCGCCUCUCCCAUCUCCUCAUUGGCUUUAGGAACAUAUAGCCACGUGGGUGAUUGAAAGAUUAACUGGGGUCCACACUCCAGUCCAGUAGGUGGUGGUAAUGCACCUUAAAGUUGGUUGCCAAUCGCCAUAUAAAGUCAGAAGAAGACUGAAGGAGGGGAGAUUACUAGAAACUAACUAGGUUUACCCUUUUAUCUGUGGAUUAAUUGUCCGAGUAGAGGACCUUGUGUAUUUCAGGUAAAAUAACAACCCAAUGUUUAUAUCUCAGUACAAAUUAGCUAGCAACAGCAAGCUAGUUAGCUAAAUUGCCAUGAAUGUUUCAUGCAUUUCGACCUGUCCCCAAAUUAAUAUAGUUGGUUCAGAGUUUGUUUUGAUAUUUCAACCUGCGUGUCCUGAUCGCGUCUGGUGUGGAUGGACAAAAUUAGCAUGCGUGCUAUGGCGCACGCCCGCGCGUACCCGAUCUAGUCAGCAUGUUUGGAUACAAAUAUUGGUUGUGUGUGUGUACCAACAUGCUUUACCAUGUAUUCUGCUCUUCUGCUGACAUGCUGAAUUUGAAAAUACCAUGUAGCACACAAUUUCAUAGUGUGCUUCUGUAUCCCCUCUCUCUUUCACAGUGGUAUGGGGAGAGUGCAACCACUCUUUCCACAAUUGCUGCAUGUCUCUCUGGGUGAAGCAGAACAAUCGCUGUCCACUGUGCCAGCAGGACUGGGUCGUGCAGAGAAUCGGCAAAUGA